Messenger RNA from Zymoseptoria tritici IPO323, 1505 nucleotides. Its product is annotated as actin-related protein, ARP4 class. NCBI's taxonomy places the organism in Eukaryota, Fungi, Ascomycota, Dothideomycetes, Mycosphaerellales, Mycosphaerellaceae. The transcript is spliced from 4 exons. Bases 87 to 1505 code for a protein of 472 amino acids. Gene Ontology annotation, molecular function: chromatin binding. The record is from RefSeq and is a predicted model, not a curated record. Gene Ontology annotation, biological process: regulation of transcription by RNA polymerase II. Gene Ontology annotation, cellular component: NuA4 histone acetyltransferase complex; SWI/SNF complex.
CCAUCUUCCCGUCUCUCAAAUAUUAUUGGCCGAGUCGUGUACAUUCCCUCCAUCAUAUGUGACGAGCUCAGGUGCCGACACCAACCAUGGCCUCCACAGUACCGGCCACACAGCCGCCAAACCAGCAGGAAUAUGCCGGAGACGAGGUGAACGCCCUGAUACUCGAUGCUGGCUCAUACACAACGCGCGCCGGGUUUGCAGGCGAAGACACCCCGAAAUCCGUCACACCCAGCAGCUAUGGUCUGCUCUCCUCCGGCGAGAAGGUCUUUGGCGAGAAUGCAAUCCACCUACCCCGGCCAGACAUGGAGAUCAGGAGUCCGUUUAACAGCGACGGCAUCGUUGAAGAUUGGGAGACGGCGACCAAAUUGUGGGAAUACAGCAUCACAUCGAGAUUAACAGGCUCGCGACAGACACCGCCGAGCAAAAACGGGCUGAACGAUGACAAGGAUGAGAAUGGAGACACGAGCAUGGCCGAAGCUGAGCAGACGGAGGAGCAAGAGAGGGUGCUGGGAGAAUACCCUUUAUUGAUGAGCGAACCAGGGUGGAAUCCUCAAAAGGCGAGAGAAAAGACGAUUGAGAUCGCCAUGGAGGAGUGGGGUGUGCCUGCUUUCUUCUUGGCUAAGACGGGACAACUAGCAGCAUACUCACAAGGAAAGCCUACAGCGCUGGUUAUUGACAUCGGCCACCACAACACAUCUGUUACAGCACUAUGGGAAGGCAUGGUGCUGAAGAAGAGCGUACACCACACUCCACUUGCCGGCUCAUGGCUGAACGACCAAGUCCGUCUGAUGCUUGGAUCUCUCACCCCUCCAGCACCUCUCACCCCUUACUACAUGGUCAAGUCAAAACAACCAGUCGAUGCCGGCGCGCCCUCAAACGCCGUAUAUACCACCUUCGACAAGCCGCCUGCCGCCUCUUUCCGCGCUCUUGAAGAAGAUCGAGUCCUCACAUCCUUCAAAGAAUCUCUCGUUCAAGCCUGGCCUGGCCCUGCCCGGCUCGAUUCUCCUGCAGGCGGAGGUGGCUUCACCAACGCCGAUCACGCAAAACAACUCCCUCCAAAACCUUUCGAAUUCCCGGAUGGAUGGAAUCAAGUCUUCGGGAUCGAACGUUACAAGGUGGCAGAAGGCCUGUUUGACCACAAUGCCGCAUAUACCGAUUCGGAACACGCCGCACCGACAGGCGAGCAAACCAUCACCUCCAUUGCCAAGCGUGCUUUGGACGCCGUAGACGUCGACGCCCGGCCUCAACUGAUGCACAACAUUGUGCUCACAGGUGCCGGUAGUCUGAUUGACAAGCUUCCUGAGCGACUCCAAUCAGAUCUGCAAGCGCUGUAUCCGAACCCCAAGAUUCGUGUGAUUGCGAGCUCGAAUUCUGCGGAGAGGAAAUUUGGCUCGUGGAUUGGAGGGAGUGUGUUGGGGAGUUUGGGCACGUUUCACCAGAUGUGGAUUUCGAAGGGAGAGUAUGAGGAGUUUGGCAAGAGUAUUGUGGAGAAGAGAUGCAAGUGA